Messenger RNA from Leptinotarsa decemlineata (Colorado potato beetle), 741 nucleotides. It is a transcript of the gene mtg, whose product is annotated as mind the gap. Lineage: Eukaryota; Metazoa; Arthropoda; Insecta; Coleoptera; Chrysomelidae. The record is from RefSeq and is a predicted model, not a curated record.
UCUAUUACAGUUAGGUCACCGUCUCCAAGCGUGGGAGAAAUGGACUCAACCCUCCGGUUCGUCACGCCACUUGCAGCGGGGGCGGUUCAAACCGGGAUCAAAAGGUCAUCAUUUCCAAAAGUGCCUCCAUUUAAACCGAUUCCUCCAGCAGACGAGAGACCCACAAUCACUUCCGCUUCUUCUCUUUCUGAAAAUUCCUUAAUGGGUAUUCUUCCAUCCAGUCCCUCUGGGGCUAAGGUGAUGGCUGUGAUGGCAGUUCCCAAAAAACGGGUUCAAGCACAAGAAAAGAUCAGUAGUAACAACUUUGCCGUAAGAACUCUAUCUGCCCCGAAUCAUGACCUUCCUGUACCGAUCCUUCAACACUCUUCUAACUCUAUACAUACCCUUCUGGCAGCAAAUAAUGUAACAGAGGAGGCCAUGGAGCUAGCCCUCAUACAACGCCAGCAGAUACUAUCCAGGAGAACUACCACUUCAACAACUACCACCAGCAUACCCGCCUCCAAAUAUGCCAAAAGCGUGGGAAAGGUUAUGAACGCUCCGAAAGAGUACUACCCUGUGGGGUACGACAAGAACUUUGACGAUAAUUUCGCUUCCAGGGUGGAGCUUCCUGACACAUCCUUCAGCUGCGGAGAUCAGAAACAUUUUCCUGGACUUUAUGCGGAUGAGGAUCUGGGAUGUAUGGUGAGUGUAAAAGUUGUUUACUUGUACACAACAUUCUACGUUUCUGUUGAAAUAUCAUAG